AUGACUCCUGAACAGGCAGCUUGGAUGAAAACUAAGGUGGAUGGGUUCCACCUCAGCCAGCUGCAAGGUGAAACAACCACUUUCCUUUCCAAUACAUCCUGUGAAUGGUUCAAGAAGUGGCCUGAAGCUGCCGUCCAUUUCAAAGAUAGUGAGACAGGUAUUCCACUUACUGCAGAUGAGUUGUCAGAAGAGCAGACACAACUCUGUUCUUACCUGUACCGCAGCAACACCACUGGCACCCAGGCAAGGGUGACCCAAUUCACUAAAAUGAUAAUGAAGCUCAUGGGCUCUACCACUGCUCGCACUCGUGGCCCUUCUGCUGUGGAACAUUUUAUUCAGACAGAGUACAAGGACAACCUUCAUGUUUACAGGGUGCUUUUGGUAGUAAUACUAACAGUGUUCUCCAUAGCUGUUUCACCAUCGAGUAUCAAUACUAUUGUGCCCCCUUUGGACACCUCCGAUCCAUCUCCUUCGAGUAUCAAUACUACUAUCCCUGCUUUGGACACCUCCGACUCAUCUCCACCCAGUAUCAAUACUAUUGUGCCCACCUCUGACUUCAUUUCUGGUCCCACUGCAACUCCAGAAGUCUUGCAUGCCUUGGCCAAACAACUCUUCCCCACUAGCCCUUCGUGUCCCAAUGGGAUCCACCCCACCUUUGAUGAAUUCCUGUUUCAUCCAGUUCCUGUUCCUGACGAUUCACUGAACCUGUCAGGCGACUCGGAGUUCUCAUUCGAUCUGUCAAACAAGGCCAUUGAUGACUUUCUCGCUCGAAUGCAUCAGUCUACAGUAUUGUCACCACCACGCUUCUGCAGCGCCUUAGCUCGUAUCGAGUCAAAGGUGCCCUCUGGCAUUAAGAAGGCGCCUCGGCCCUGUCCAUUCAAAGGAGGAACUGGCACUCGCCAUGAUUUAUAUCAUGAUUCCCCUCCUGCCCCUUCUGUACCUCCUAUGGUACCUGUGGCUCACCCGGAUCUGUUACCGCCUGCAGCUACUGAGCCUCCUCUCAAGGUUCCUCUGCAGGCCACUGUAGCUGCAACUCGUGAAGCUAUUGUGCCGCCUGUAGACGCAACUCCAGAAGCCACUGCACUGUCUCAAGCUGCUGAACCUCCUGCUGUGACUACUCUGGGCCUCAGUAUAGCUGUAACUGGUGAAGCUACUGUGGCUUCUUCACCUGCGACUGCAACUCAUUUUUCAGUGCCUGGAGCUGCUGUUGCAUCUGACAAUGAGUCCAUGGAGUGUGCCGUACCAGUCGUGUUCAUGUUCCAUCUACUCGGACGAUGGAAGCUAACAAUAUUGGCACUGAUGGUAUCGGAAGAAGGUCACGAAAGUCAUGCAAAUUGGCUCAUUGAGCUGAUGGCAGCUGAUAUUUGA
Suillus paluster is the source of this 1368-nucleotide messenger RNA. RefSeq lists its product as uncharacterized. NCBI's taxonomy places the organism in Eukaryota, Fungi, Basidiomycota, Agaricomycetes, Boletales, Suillaceae. The record is from RefSeq and is a predicted model, not a curated record. Bases 1 to 1368 code for a protein of 455 amino acids. The transcript is spliced from 7 exons.